Messenger RNA from Chiroxiphia lanceolata (lance-tailed manakin), 8016 nucleotides. RefSeq names its product Cdc42 guanine nucleotide exchange factor 9 (gene ARHGEF9). The record is from RefSeq and is a predicted model, not a curated record. Lineage: Eukaryota; Metazoa; Chordata; Aves; Passeriformes; Pipridae. Gene Ontology annotation, molecular function: protein binding; guanyl-nucleotide exchange factor activity.
UUUGCAGUUUUAUUUUUUUCGUAUUUUUUUUUUUUUUUUUUUUAAAAAACAUUUCAAACUUCCCGACGCUAGCGCAAGAGUUGCCCUGAUUUGCCGGGAUCGCGUGAGCGUGCGGCGCCGAGGCCAUGCGGUGAGUCUUGUGAAGAAAACAAUCUGAAGACGAUGCAUCCGUGACCCCAAUCCCAGUUUGCGAGUCAGGGCGAUGGAAGUUGUAGAGCAUACUCCUCUCGCGACAGUUCCCAAUGGAUAUGCAAACAGGAUUUUCCAAGCGAACAUGGAGGAAGGGAGCACUGAUGCGCUGGAGGCUUGCGGUGCUGAGCACUGCACCUCCAGCGACGCAAUUCCAAGUGAGCGGGAGGAAGUACCCAGGUAUAAGAAGACAACCAAGGGCAACCGAAUCUGGAAUUUUGUCAGACGAAGGAAAGGACUCUCCACGAGUAAAGACAGACCUCAGUCCAUGAUCCUGCUGGGAGUUACCUCUGAGGUCUCGGAAUUGAAAAAGCCAUCCUUCAUGGAGAGGGUACGGUCGUCGAAAAAGGGAAGAUCCUCCAGGACACCCAAGAAUGUGGAUUUGAGAGCAUCCAGAGUGCAGAUGGCGUGUGACCCUGAGGAGGAGCCUCCUGCCAGUGGGCAGAGAGCUAUCUACAGGGUGAAGAAGCUGGGGGACAGUCGGAGGCCCUCCCGCCAUUCGUACGCGGGGUACAUUGAGGAUUUCGAUUCCUCUUUUGAAGACAUAGAGCUGAACAUCAGCAUUCCUGAACUUGAUGCCACUGAAAGUAAAUGUCUCAGGGAUAUUAGUGUCAGAUUACACAGUGAGGAUAAUGAUGGUAACUGCCACAGAAUACCAGCCAGAAAGAGUGAGUCUUUGAAUUUUGAAAACCUUAAGAGUCCUGCAGUUGCAGAAGGGGACAAUCAAAAGAGGUGUGCUGUGCUCCCACAGGAGAGCCGGAGAGGAAGGAGCUCUGAUGUCUGGAGCUAUCUGAAAGGAAUUUCAUUAACUAGCAAAGAUAAUUCAAAGCUUCCAGAUCAAAGGGCUGAAACCAAUUUCCAGAACUUAGAAAAUACAACUGAUCAUUCCUCUUCUUAUUUUGACUUUGAUACGAGAUGUGAGGAGAAUCCCAGACAGCGGAAAAAAUCCAACGGUGCUGCCAAGGCCCCUCACUUUGGGGGGGUUGUGAGGUUCCUGACGAGCGUGGCUGAGGCAGCUCGGAGGCUGCGAGGCUCCUCAAAGGCGUUUUCCCUCGAUGAGAAGAGGCCUCAGCGGAGUUUCCGAGGCUGGGGGCAGGAUGUUGCCUCCCACAGAGAGGGCUUGGUUAUUGAGAACGAGAGCGCAAAGGCCUUCUGCACGGUGGGAGCGUGUCUGCAGUCCCCAGAUUCAGGCACGUGGGAGAACCUGAGCUUUGAGAGUUUGGUGGGGAAGGAGCCCAUGCAGCAUUGCAGAACCACAGAAGGGUCCAAAGAGGUUGGUUCCUCUGCCCUGGGCAGCGGGAAUGACAGGGUUAAUGGAACAUCACUUUUUCCUUUUGGGCCAGAACCGUCCAUCUCCCACCUGCCAGAGCUUGCAGAUGGUUCUUUCACUGAGCUAAAUAGCAAAGACCCGUCUGAGGAUCUGAUUGAACUUCCCCAGACGACUCUGACUGACAUGAUUCAGAACUUGGGCAGUACUUCAGAAAAGACACAGGUCAUGGGCAGGGACCUGCCACCUUCUCAUGAUCUUCCUAUGAAUAGUCUGGAUGCUGUGGACCUGGGCCAUUCUCCAGCUGCCAGUGGUGACUUUCCUGCAGAAACUGAGGCUCAGAUCCACCUUCCACUGGCAUUGCCGACUAAACUUGAUACUGAGGACGUGUCUUGUGCUCCAGUGGUUGCUAAAGACAUGGAUCCGUCUCCAGCAGUGGCUCAGGAGCUUUCAAAGGCAGAACUGGAUAUUCAGGACUUGAGAAAUCCUGAGCUGCCUUUGCAAGACUUGUCUGGAGGUGAGCUGGGGAUUCAGGACUCAGGCAGUACUCCAGAGAAGGCACAGGCUGUGGGCAGGGAUGUGCCACCUUCUCAAGAUCUUCCUGUGAAUAAGCUGGAUACUGUGGACUUGGGCUGUUCUCCAGCUGCCAAUGGUGACUUCUCUGUAGUGACUGAGACUUCAAUCCACCUUCCAGAGACAACCGCAACUGAGGAGAUUGAAGAUACUGUCAGUGCUCUGGAGAAGAGUCAGGUCAUGGGCAGGGACCUGCCACCUUCUCAAGAUCUUCCUGUGAAUAUCCUGGAUGCUGCAGACCUGGGCUGUUCUGCAGUUGCUGACGUUGACUUCUCUGUAGUGACUUUCUUGAAGUGUUCAACAGUGAAAAGGCAGGUUUUGGAGCAGACUGAUGGCUGCUUUAAGAAGCAGGGGAUCACUUCAUUUGUAGAACAGAACUCUGUGGAGAUCACAGAAGGAGUGGAAGAGUUUAACUGCAGCUCAGAGUGCCAGCCUUUCCAAGUGCGCGUCUCCAGGAUUGUCUCCUCCGGGCGGCUCAAAAAUGGAAAGCCACUGUCCCAUCCUCCUCAGCCGUCCCCACAAGUGCCACCCUUCAAGGUCCUGGUGGAGAGGUGCCGCUCAGAGCCGCUGUCGCAGAGCACCCCACAGGGGCUGGACCAGCUGGGCGGGCGCAUGCAGCACCUGCUGCGGCGGCGUGCUGAGAACGAACAGGCUUCAAAGACUCUCAAGGUGCGCGGGAACUGCAGGAACGGUGGCCGUCGGUGGAACCUCUUCAAGCCUGGAGCUGAGAAGCUGCAGAUCAGUAGGCUGAUCAGUGGUGGUUCCAUUGUAAGUGCUGAGGCAGUAUGGGAUCACGUCACCAUGGCCAACCGGGAGUUGGCGUUUAAAGCAGGAGACGUUAUCAAGGUCCUGGAUGCUUCCAACAAGGACUGGUGGUGGGGUCAGAUCGAUGAUGAAGAAGGAUGGUUUCCAGCCAGCUUCGUGAGGCUGUGGGUAAACCAGGAGGAUGGGGUGGAGGAGGGGACCAGCGAUGUGCAGAACGGCCACUUGGAUCCCAGCGCCGACUGCCUGUGCCUGGGCAGGACCGUGCAGAACCGCGACCAGAUGAGAGCCAAUGUCAUCAACGAGAUCAUGAGCACCGAGCGCCACUACAUCAAACACCUCAAGGACAUCUGCGAGGGUUACUUAAAGCAGUGCCGGAAGAGGAGGGACAUGUUCAGUGAUGAACAGCUAAUCAUCUUUGGGAACAUCGAAGACAUCUAACAGAUUCAGAGUGCUUUGUCCGGGACUUGGAGAAACAGUACAAACAACGAGGACCCCCAUCUCAGUGAGAUUGGACCAUGCUUCCUGGAACACCAAGAUGGAUUCUGGAUCUAUUCAGAGUACUGUAACAACCACCUGGAUGCGUGCAUGGAGCUCUCCAAGCUGAUGAAGGACAGCAGGUACCAGCACUUCUUCGAGGCGUGUCGCCUGCUGCAGCAGAUGAUCGACAUUGCCAUCGAUGGCUUCCUGCUCACGCCUGUGCAGAAGAUCUGCAAGUACCCCCUGCAGCUGGCAGAGCUGCUCAAGUACACGGCCCAGGAGCACAGUGACUACAGGUAUGUGGCCGCUGCCCUCGCCGUCAUGAGGAAUGUGACUCUCCAGAUCAACGAGCGGAAGCGGAGGUUGGAGAACAUUGACAAGAUAGCUCAGUGGCAGGCCUCUGUCCUGGACUGGGAGGGAGACGAUAUCUUGGAUCGCAGCUCGGAGCUGAUCUACACGGGGGAAAUGUCCUGGAUUUACCAGCCUUAUGGACGGAACCAGCAGCGAGUUUUCUUUCUCUUUGAUCACCAGAUGGUUCUCUGCAAGAAGGAUCUGAUAAGAAGAGAUAUUCUGUAUUACAAAGGGCGCAUAGACAUGGAUAAAUAUGAAGUGGUGGAUAUAGACGAUGGGAGAGAUGAUGACUUCAAUGUCAGCAUGAAGAAUGCCUUCAAACUUCAUAACAAGGAGACUGAGGAAAUGCACUUAUUCUUUGCCAAGAAACUGGAGGAGAAGUUACGAUGGCUUAGAGCUUUCAGAGAAGAAAGGAAGAUGGUAAAAGAAGAUGAAAAGAUAGGCUUUGAAAUUUCUGAAAAUCAAAAGCGGCAAGCGGCAAUGACAGUAAAGAAAGUCAGUAAGCAAAAAGGUGUGAGCUACUCCAAGUCGGUUCCUCCAGCCUACCCACCACCCCAGGAUCCAUUAAAUCAGGGACAAUACAUGGUGACAGAUGGCAUAUCCCAGUCCCAGGUCUUCGAGUUCACCGAACCCAGACGCAGCCAGGCACCAUUCUGGCAAAACUUCAGCAGGUUAACACCAUUCAAAAAAUAAUACCUAGAGAGAUGGAGAAUUUUAACUUAAAAGAACUAAAAUUUAAAAAUAAAAAUAAAUAAAAUUAUAUUUAUAGAUGGACCUUUUUUCGGAGAAGCACUGUUGCAACUAAAUAUAUAUACAUAUAUAUAUGUAUACACACAUUUAAAAAAUAAUAAUAUAUACAUAUAUGUAUAUAUAUAGAAGGACCAAAAACUUUUUUUGUUGUUUUUGGGAAGUAAUCUGCUACUAGAUACUAGGAAGCACCAAUGAUUUCUAACCAUGUGACCUAUUUUAUUUUAUUCCAUUGGUCGGACAUCUGUUUGGUUUUUUUUUUCCUGUUUUUCUUCAUUUUCAUCCUGGUUGUCCUUGGCAUCCCAGAAUGCUUUCUCGCUUGUGUGACUCCGUCAUGGAAGUUCCUCAUGGACUACAUUGGUGUAUAUUUUCUUUGAUUUUAUUUAUGGGGGGGUUGUUUGUUUUUUGGAGUGCUGGGAGGUCUCUGCUCCCUCUCCCACCCUCUCCGUCCCUCCCUUGACUGUCCCCAGAGUCCCCAUCCCAGUGAAGACAUGGCCCCAUUCCCUGUCCUGCAUUCCCUGGUCUGACUCGUGCCUGUCUGGAUGUGCUCCCUGUGCUCCUGCUCCGCUGCGCAGUAUUUCUCUGGCUUUAACUGUUUUGUUGUGGGCAGGUGAAACCCAGCAGAAGGGGAAGCAGCUAUUUAGGAAGUGAGAGAUGGGUUUUCCUCAGUUAAUUUUUUGCAUUUUUUUAAGCACUGUCUUUUUCUCAAUUCAGUGUGAUUUGUUCACACUCGAGUAAGACUGAGAAAAGAAUAUCAGGGGCUUUUCUUUCUUUCGCAUUGAGCUUUGUUUCUCUGGGGUUAUCUUUGAUUUUAUUUGCUUUUCAAGCUGAGACACAACUCUGAAAAGCCCACUCCUAUCUUUGUGUUCCGUGCAAAGAUAAAAGCUUAAAAACUGAUGGCUUCAUGCCUCCAUUGCAGCUGGAGGAAAAUUGGCUACGAGGCUCCGACAAAUGGCCGGUUUUCCAUCUUCAGGAACUAAGGUCCCAUCCUUGGCCACACUCAGCCUGCAUAGUCCUGGUUAAUGAACCACUAAUUGCCAUUUGCAGGAGCAGUGAUCCCAAAAGUGGGGACUCACUGCACUCACUGCCUGCUCCACUCCGGGCAUCCCAGAUCCCUGGCUCCCAACACCCGUGAGCUGCCGGUAGUGACCCGUUAGUGGAAGGAUCCCUAGAGGGGUUCACCUACUGGGUAAACCCCCCGAGCUGCAGAGGAGCUGAGAGCUGCCUUUCAGGACAGAUCUGGAUGUGCCCUGAGAGGUGUAGCCGUGGUUGUGUGUCCUGAUCCAGAACAGUGCUCAGCUCACCCCCCAGGCCAUCCGUGACUCGCAGAGGUGUAUCAGUAUCCGCGGGCUCUGGAGUCAUUCAGCCAAACUCCCGGUCUCUUUCUCUCUCUUUUUCUCCCUCUGGAGAUUCACAGCUCUGUUUUUAAAGACACAUCCUACAAUUUCAGCCUUAAGUACAUUUGUUUGCAAGUGCAAAAGCUUAUGUUAAGCUUGUAAAACAAACCACUGUGCACGAGGAUGAUUUUUUUUUCCUAGGGCAAAUAAGACUGUUUAACCAGAUUUAGAAGAUGAAUUUAAAACCUUUUCAGAGCCAUUCUGCAAACUCCUUUGAAAAUGUGGGAUAAAGUGAUUGAUCACGGUAUUUGUCAUUUUCCUUUGAAUCUGAUACACCACAUAAGCACCCCGGGCCAGCGAGUGUGGAGAUACAUUUUUUUUUUUUCCCCUAAGAAAUACAAUGGGAAGAGCAGAGAGCGUGAUUUCAUUAUUUCCAUGGAGCCUGUUUUAUUUCAGGGCAUAUUGCAAGGGUGGCAUUAUUUUUAUCUAAGUCAAAAAAUAAUCUCUCAUAUACUUUUGACUAAUCUAGAAACUAUCAAUAACCAGCAAAGCCAGAUUAGUGUUUUGGAGUGGAUAAGUGGCCCCUCUGUGACAGGCAGCAGCCAAACACCAGGAAUCCCAAAUAGGAAGCAACCUAAUUUUAUAUCAGAAAUUAUUUUUAUGCUCUUUUGUAUCUUUGCAUUUUUAUGGUCAGAUUUUAAUACGGGAUACGUAGCAAAUAUUAUUUUGUUUCUUUAACAGAAUGGGUAUUUAACGAAGUGAAUGAGAGGGGUUCUCGGCAGUUAACUGGAAUGUUUUACUCUUUCUGAAUGACUGGAGAGAUGCAGAGAGAGAGAGAGAGAGAGAGAGAAAGAGAGAGAGAGAGAUUCCAAAAUGUUGUCAACAUGAUGAAAAUUUCACUUAUUCCUUUGCCUUUUUAAUUGCUUAGGGGAAAAAAAAAGUAACAAGCACAUUAGUUAAGCCUGUUCAUUUACUGUUUUGUGCCUCAGAGAGUGAGAAUGAGACAUCCAUAAUUUUUAUGAGAAGAUGCUUCCUAAAUAUUCAGCACUAGGAAAAACGAAACACCACCGCCACACCAUUAUUUGCAUCAUAAGUCAAGACUCGCUUGAUCUGACAAGGCCACUUGUUGGACUCGCAGCUUCUUUCUUAAGUGGGAAGCCCACCCGAGCCAGCACUGCCCGAGCAGAGCAGCUGCAGGCAUGUGUUCCAGAGGGAAGAGGGGCUUGGCUCUCAGGCAGUGGCAUCCGGGAAAGCUCUUCCCCUCCAUAAAUUGCCAGAGGUGCUGCAGGAGAUGGAGCAUUGGCACAAAGAAGAACCAGCACUGGGUCCCACUUUCCCACCUCCUGUGGCUUUCCCAGUAGGGAGCAGGGCUGGGUGCGCGGCGGGAGCGGCACGGAUGCAGAUUGGGUGAUUUGACUGAGCAUCUGAUAACAGACUUUCAUUUCAAUGCCAGACAGGAGGAACCCACUUACCAUUCCAUGUGCAGAAACAAGAGAGUUGUAACAAACUUAAAUGUUUACGGUAUUUCUCUGGCUGAAUCUAUACAUAUAUAUAUAUAUAUAAAAUAAAGAUACCUUCUUCCCUAGGUAAAUGACAUGCAUUACCCCUUGACCUAGACACUAGAACAGAGGAUCUAAAUUCAAGACUUUCGCCUCCCCACCCUCUCCAAAAAGUCAAACAAGAACCAACCUAGGUGCAUCUAACAGUUGUAAAUAGAAAAUAAUACAUAGAGAAAUAUAUUUGAAAUUUGUUUCAGUUUCUGGAUGGGCACUAGCCAUCCAUUGCAAUGUUAUUGAUAGUACACUGUGGUGCUUUGGGUUUCUGGUUUUGUUCUCUUUAUGCUCUGUCAUCUUUUCAUUGCAGCUACAUUUCAGGGAACAUGUAUAUUUAGUAGCUAUUGUAAGUUCUGCAUGGCAUCACCAAGCUUAUUUUUCCUUAAGAAGAAAAGAAGAGUCUGUAGGAGUUUAAAGGCACUAUGACGACAGGGACUUGUAGCAGAGAAUUUAAAAAAAAAAAAAAAAAAGGUUUUUAAAAUUCUAGUUUGAAGCCAAAUACUGAUAUUUUAGUGCUUUUGGGGUUUUAAAAGUAAGAGAAAAAAAAAAAGAAAAAAAAAGAAAAAAAGGAUUUUGGUAACCCAGCUGAUCCGCACUUGCCAGUUUUAUUAUUUUGUUUAUAUUGGACUGUUUGACCCUGUCAAACAAGUGUCAAAGUUGUGUGUAUAAAACAAAAAAAGUGUUUAAAAAAGUGUUGUAAAGACACUGAGCCUUAUGAAAAUAUUUAUGGAAUUAAAUAAAAAGAAGUGAAAAGGCA